Molecule: messenger RNA, 1377 nt
Organism: Arabidopsis lyrata subsp. lyrata
Lineage: Eukaryota; Viridiplantae; Streptophyta; Magnoliopsida; Brassicales; Brassicaceae
Exons: 1
Coding region: 26-1222 (398 amino acids)
Molecular function (GO): nucleic acid binding; zinc ion binding
Source: RefSeq, a predicted model, not a curated record
AAGCGUUAAGAGAACGAAAUUGGAUAUGUUGGCUUCGCAAUUUGAGAAUCUAAGGAUGGAAGAAGAGGAAACUGUGGCUGAUUUUAGUGCAAAGUUAUGUGACAUAUCUAAUGAAUCGUUUGUUCUUGGAAAGGUCUACAAGGACAAAAAGCUAGUGAAGAAGUUGAAGAGAUCAUUGCCUGCAAAAUUUGAGUCAAAGAUUUCUGCAGUUGAAGAAGCUCAUAAUCUAGAUGAGAUGGCUUUUGAUGAGUUUGUUGGGAUUCUUCAAGCUUUUGUGUUAAGCAAAGCAUAUGAAGCUAAAGGAAAGAUGAAGAAGGUGGAUGAAGUGAAGAAGGAAGUUGACAUUGGAGUUGCUCUUAAAGGAUCAUCAACUGAAGAUUCAAUGGCUAUGUUGUCAAGACAGUUUACUAAAUAUCUGAAACGAAAGGGAAAAGAGAGGAAGGAUAGAAUUGAUGAAGAGUUGAGAAGUUCAUCAAAGAAUGUGCAAUGUUUUGAAUGCAAAGGAUAUGGACAUGUUCGUUCGGAAUGCACCAAUCUACAAAAGCAUAAGAAGAAGGCCAUGAAUGUUGUCACUAGUGAUUCUGAAACUGAUUCAGAUAAAGAAGAAGAAGAUCUGAAGAAUUUUGUGGCUUUGACAACUUUCAAUUCUAGUUCAGAUAUAGAUUCUGCGUCAGUCUCUGAAUUAGUGUCUGCAACAGAGUCUGCAUCAGCAUCUGCAACAGGGUCUGCAUCAGCAUCUGCAACAGGACCUGCAAUUAAAAGUGAAAACGAUGAAUGUGAUAGUGAUGCAGAGAGUGUUGAUGAUGAAGAAUUUGCUGAGAAUUAUAGAGCCUUAUAUGAGCAUUGGCUUAAAAUGGUUGAAGAGAAUUCAGUGUUAACUAAGGAGAAACUCAAGUUAGAGGCUAAAGUCAUUGAAGUACAGAAAUAUGUUGUAGAAAAAGAAGAAGAAGCAUCACAAGCCAAAGUACAACUUGAAGAAACUCAAAAGAAUUUGAGGAUGCUUAAUAAUGGCACAAAGAAGUUGGAUCAUAUUCUGAAUAUUGGCAAGAUUGAUAAGUGUGGCCUUGGAUUUGAAGGAAAACUUUCAAAAUCGGAUCCAGUGUUUGUUUAUGGUGGAAAAAUCACGUCUGGAUCAGGAAGUGUGUCAGAAACUCCAACUAUGGCAGAGACUACAUCCGGUACAAGAACUACUACGAGAACUGGUACAGAGUCUGAUACAUGAAAAGUUAAAGAACUGCAGAGUGCACCUCGACGAGUUUUUCGACCUGUUUGCCAUCAUUGUGGUAUUGUUGGGCAUAUUAGGCCAAGGUGUUUCAGAUUGUUGAGGGAGAGAAAUCGAAUGGAGAAUGCUUAUGAUAAGAGAUUUCAUGGUCCUAC